AUCUCUUUCCGUCUGGCAAAGAUGAGGACGCUGAGCGUUGGGCGGCUGUUCCUUGGGACACUGGUAUACCUAAGUGGUUUCUCCUUGAGGACAACUCCGGCUAGUGCGUUACAUGGGGGUUCGCUGGUCGUCAGGUUCCACCACACGGCAGGAGAUGCUCUGAGGAGGGAAGACGUAACGGUUCCAAAGGCCGAUUCACUCUCAAACUCUGAUUCUAUUUCAAAGGCCGAAUCUACUCCAAAGACUGGUACGAUUCCAAAGAAUGAAUCUACCUCAAAAACUGGUGCGAUUCCAAAGGAUAAAUCUACCCCAAAGACUGGUGCGAUUCCAAAGGAUGAAUCUACCCCAAAGACUGGUGCGAUUCCAAAGAAUGAAUCUACCCCAAAGACUGGUGCGAUUCCAAAGAAUGAAUCUACCCCAAGGAGUGGUGCGAUUCCAAAGGCCGAAUCUACCCCAAAGACUGGUGCGAUUCAAAAGGAUGAAUCGACCCCCAAAACUGCUGCGAUUCCAAAUACUGGUUCAGUUCCAGAGGCUGAUUUGACCCGAAAGACAAGUUCUAUUCCAAAGGCUGGUUCAAUACUAAAGGUCGAAUCGACCCCAAAGACAAGUUCUAUUCCAAAGGCUGGUUCAAUACUAAAGGCCGAAUCGACCCCAAAGACUGGUUCGAUUUCAAAGGCAGGUUCAGUUCUAAAAUCUACCUUGGUCUCAAAGGCUCAUUCUGUUUCAAAGUCUAAACCAGUUCCAGAGGCUGAUACGAUUCCUGAAGCGGGUGCAACUGAUGAGGCAGGUUCUGUUCCAACGGUAGAGUCAAUAACAACAACAACAAAAACUACAACAACAACAACAACAACAAAGUCUUCUUUGCUAUUUGAGAGUCGCAUGAACCCGACCAAUGAUGAGUUGGAACGUAACACUGUCGGAAGGCCAAAUCACAUUGAUAGCUCAAUGAACCAGGUCUGGGAGCACGCACCUGAUCGUGGGUCGGAUACUUUACGUCUCGACAACGUCUGCGGCGAAGAAGCUUGUCCAGGAAGUAACUGUGUGCCUGGUCCAUCCCCCGAAAACGGGAGUGAAGAUCUGGAGCGUGUAGAAAAAUCCGCGGUUGAAAAUGGUAACAUAUUUACCUUGUCCAAACUUCAAAAAGAAUUUGACAUAUACAACUGCACUUGGAUCUGUGAUAGAAGUGGAGUUGACUGCUCCAGGCGAAACUUUUUAAGUGUACCCCAACGUUUGCCAAAAACAAUAAAAAUUUUACUGCUGUCCAAAAACAGCAUAGAACUUAUCCAGCCGUGUGCCUUUUGUAGAUACCCAAACCUAACGGGUCUAUAUUUAGACGGGAAUCGCCUGCAAAACUUAUCGGAGAAGAGCUUCCAGAAUCUAACUCGUCUGCAACGGUUAAGCCUAAAAGGCAACUUUCUCGCAAUGAAAAACGGAACAUACCCGGAAAACGUGUUCUCUGAUUUGAAGUCUUUGAAAAUAUUGUCACUGAACAACAACACGCCAUGUACUACGUGGCCGGAGAUGUUUUAUCCGGACCUGGCGUUGUCGGCCUUGUCCAAUCUGGAACAUCUUCGAAUAGACGGUCUCUGUAACAAAUCGUUUGGGCCGGGGUUCAAGAAUUUGAAAGCUUUGAAAAGCAUCGAGAUGGGAGGAAAGAAGUAUGGCUAUUGUACUAUGAAAACGCUAACAAACCGCACUUUCGAAAAUGUUCCAACGAUUAAACAUUUAUUCAUGCGCUGGUGUUCGAUAUACGGGGACCUUGUGGAAGCGGGAACUUUCAAACCUUUAAAAAACCUGGAAACUCUUAACGUUUACGGGAACUAUUAUCUAAAAUUCAAAUACUUGCAAAGUUUGAUGUGGGGUCUGAAAUACUCCAACAAUCUGCAACAGUUGGAUAUCGGUCGAAUCGAAUCGAUGUUCUCCUCGAGCAUCAUUGUGUCUGACGACAUGGUCAAGAAUUUUCCAAGAAGCUUGAAAAGUUUGCAUUGUGUUGAGAACAAAAUUGAACUUCUGGAGAGGUCAGUCUUGUCGAAUCUGCCUAAAGGGUUAAUAUACAUUGACGCUAGUGGAAACAACUUCGCCUACAGCAGUUAUCUCAGGAAUUUGUCCAAACUGGAGAAUUUGAAAACACUUUUGCUGAACGGGAAAAUUACUCUGGAAAGCCUGCCAAAUCAUUUGCCAAAGGAAAGAGGUCCCAACUUUUUCUCCAGACACAACCAGAACUUGGCUUCCCCCCGGAAGCAGCUUCCAUAUGAACACUCCCUGGAUUCAGACGAGGAAGAGUUCUUGCUUCCUCCGCGGUUGGUCAACAUUUCCUUGGCCUAUGCAGGUCUGAAAUUCCGUCUUACAAAAUUUUCUAUAAACCCAAACAAUUCACUACGGCAUCUCAGCAUAUGGGCAAACUACUUCCCGUACGCCACAGGGCCCAUCGCUGGGCUGAAAAACGUAACGCGAAUCGACAUGAACGGGAGCUUUAUUUCCCACCUUAGUACUUCGUUUUUCCAACCCUUUCCGGAGCUGACACAUCUCGAUCUGAGCACCAACUUUUUGAGAGAUACUUACACACCAGGCAGUAAGAUACAACUCUUCAAGCAUUUGACGAAUUUGAAAUACUUAAAUCUAAGUAUAAAUCUUAUUCAGCGACUACCCGAGGACGCCUUCGCAGGACUGAAUAAUUUGCAAAGUUUGGACUUGUCUCAAAAUAGCAUUGAGGACUUCAGUCAGAACCUUUGGAAUAUGAGUCAGUUGAAAUACCUCAGUCUCAGAGCAACGGGCAUUCGUAAUUUGAACUCCGACCUCACUCGUUUCUUCGACACUCGCGGCCACAACCUCACUCUUGAUUUGUCAGGCUGCCCAGUCAGAUGCACUUGCGACAACCUCGACUUCCUUCGGUGGAUGAUAAACUCAAAAGCUUUAAACAAAUCUUUUGAGGGCUACGCGUGUGUUUACAAAGACGGAAUUCGGAAGGGUAUUCAUGAAGGCUAUCAGGGUAUUGUCAGGUUGCUUGACCGCGAGUGCAGCAAUCACUUCCCUCUUUUUCUGUGGGUCUUAGCCUUGACGAUUUUGCUUCUGUGCGUCGUGAUUGGCUUAUUGGUGUACCGGUUUCGCUGGAAGUUGCGGUAUUUCUACUACGCUGCGUACAUCCUGUGCAAGGAGAGAGAGAAGACGAAGGAGGAAGAAUUUCAGUUUGACGUAUUCAUCUCCUACGCCUCGCCGGAUGAGCAGUUUGUGUUACGCUCUGUGGUGCCGG
Messenger RNA from Aplysia californica (California sea hare), 3250 nucleotides. Its product is annotated as toll-like receptor 4. Gene Ontology annotation, biological process: immune response; toll-like receptor signaling pathway. Gene Ontology annotation, molecular function: transmembrane signaling receptor activity; protein binding. Lineage: Eukaryota; Metazoa; Mollusca; Gastropoda; Aplysiida; Aplysiidae. Gene Ontology annotation, cellular component: membrane. The record is from RefSeq and is a predicted model, not a curated record.